AAGGGGCCCACUUUGAGGGCCACGCCUAUGGCUUGAUCAGCCACUGCUAUCUCACCUGUUAUAAUUCCUUCAGCAUCCCGGAACAAAUAUUGUGGGUUUGGCUUUGCAUACUCUGUACUCCCCAUUCGCUCUGACACGACUGAGAUUACAUUUUCCCCUGAUCGGACUCCGAGGUCUUCAACACUCAUUAUUGUUUCGUGUCACGAAACUCUAAUCAAUUUAGCCCAGAGAUAUCGACGAACUUCUGAAGGGGAAGGGCAAUAGCAUACCAGAGAUGUUUUCGAACAAAAGCUGGAAUCUGGCCAUUACAGCGCCGAUCCAGCAGUUUGUAUUUUUGGUCCGCUUGGCGCUCAUUCGCUGGAGGCUCGUUGGGGUUUUUUAGCGUUUCUGUGCCAGAAAAAAAACUGGACUGUAGUGACACACUUGCAUACCUGCAACCCGUGGUAGAAAGCAACACCAGGAAGAAGCGCCCGGAUUAAGAAAUACAAAAUCAAUUUGCUGUUUAUUUUGGUAUCCUUGGGCUUUUAUCAUGAUCGUUGUGAUCCUGCGCUUCGGCCUUGUAUGGCUCGGCUUCUCUGCUUGUCUUCUAAUGACCGUCACAGAUGCCAAUCUGCGUUACCUCCGCACCGUGGCCUUCUCGGCACAGCGAACCCAACGAGUCCCGGCCACCUCGCCCGAGGGAACCAUCGGACUGUACGGCCGGAUGGUCCGGCCCGACGCCAACCACUUCGACUCGGACAGCGGCGUGUUCACCGUGCCCAUCAAGGGUGUCUACGCCUUUGCGUUCACCUUCCACCAGGAGCUUAGCGCUGGCCCGGCUCCGCCCACCGCGGUCAAACUGGUCCGGGAGUCGUCGGACCGCUCCGUGAAGACGGACGUGGUGACAACCGAGGGUCCAUGGGCCCCAGCUGCAGGUAGGGCCAUCUCCGUACCCGGUGCCUCGGUGCUGUUGGAAUUGGAUAAGGACGACCAGCUGUAUCUGGUCACAUCCAAUCCGGUGGACGCCGGAGAUAACCAACCGAUUUCCUUCAGCGGUUAUUUAUUGACUAGAUUGUAGGAAGUUCAUGUCCAGAAUGUACUGACCUUGAUUGUCUCAACCUACUAAAACGACUGCGAUAGUUAACACAACGACCAAAAGUAUUAUUUAAGAUGUCCCCCUUUAUUAAGACAAUAAUUAAUAGGUUACUUAGCCAUUAAAAAUGUAUAGGGUGGCAUAUAAUCAGAGUCGAUAAGGCCGCAAAUGAAGCGUUUCUGCGGCGCCACCUUCCCAGCGUAUUUUGCAUGAGAGAACAGACGGCAACAAAACCAGCAACCCACCCAUUUCUCCUUCAUUAGUGUAUACAGAUAUCGUUAACAUUGGAUGUGCUCGUUUUCCUAAGUCUUGGGCCCUCACAUAUCAACUGGGUAUACUAUAGCCUAAAUUAAAAGCGGUUUUAUACAGAACUAAGGAUUACUUUAGAAACUGUCCUAUUUUCAACAACGCCGAUUAAACAAUAAAAUAGGCAAAAGCCCGCUGAGGGCGUUUUCUUUCCCCCGGUCUCCUGUUGUCUCUUUUAUUGGGGGGGGGGUCAUACGUGGACGUUUGUGAUUCAGUCCUUUUCCCAGCAUUAUAUAUGGCCAACAUCUGUAUUAAAUAGUCUGUUUCUCAUUCCCAGGGAUUGAAGUUACGGUAUUCAAGAAUUCAAUCAUGUUGACGAACUGCAACUCCUUAGUGCAACGUAAAUCAAAGCCUGACAGGCUCGUAAAUUUUCACCAACUUUCGAGAUUGAGAUAUAAUGUAUCGUUUUUUCCUGCAUAACAGAUUGUUGUGAAUAUUAAUUUCUGCUGCGGGCAAAUGUCCUCUGUACACUCACCUGGCCACCUCAGACCUCCUAAACCUUGAGUUUUGAACGCAGGAAGCACUUCAAGUAAUGGGCCCAUUUGGUAUGGGGUAACAGAGAAAGUCCCCCCCCCAAAAAAACCACCGAAUUUGAGCACAGCGUUGUAAAGACCAAGUCAAGACGUACUUGUAUUAAACACUUAAUCUGGGAUCCAUUUUGAUGUUUUGCAAACAGGUUUGUCUUUUAUACCUCAUUUUCCUGCUAUUCCUAAUGAUAAAAUGUCAGUAAAAUGAAACAGGAUUGCUGUUGUACACAGCAAAGGUCUGCAUUUCCUUGAAUAAAUACUUUGUUUAUUUCGA
This is a messenger RNA of Acanthaster planci (crown-of-thorns starfish), 2179 nucleotides long. RefSeq lists its product as uncharacterized. The record is from RefSeq and is a predicted model, not a curated record. Lineage: Eukaryota; Metazoa; Echinodermata; Asteroidea; Valvatida; Acanthasteridae. Gene Ontology annotation, molecular function: protein binding.